This is a messenger RNA of Salvelinus fontinalis (brook trout), 4611 nucleotides long. RefSeq lists its product as uncharacterized. Bases 3461 to 4402 code for a protein of 313 amino acids. The transcript is spliced from 4 exons. NCBI's taxonomy places the organism in Eukaryota, Metazoa, Chordata, Actinopteri, Salmoniformes, Salmonidae. The record is from RefSeq and is a predicted model, not a curated record.
CUAUAACUGGAACUGAUCACCCUUCCUGACUCACUACCCCUUGUCAACACAAAUAAACCUAAUAUCGACUUGCACCUUUGCUGUCUCAUCUUUGACCCAAAUAGGGCCCUUUAGGUACUAGGAUAGCUGUCUGAGUCACACAGCUUGUCUCUUUCCCUGAACAGCCCAGGAGUAAUUUUGUUUCACCAUUUUCUCUAAUUUAUUGGAAUUUAGUGCAACUGGUCGUGGAACAUGCUAUGCUUCCUUGUGGUUUUACAUUCUAAGUGGGGACACUAAGACUAGCUUGUGUUGAGAGGCGGAGUCUUGGGCAAUUGCCGGCAAUCUUAAGAGGCAUUGCACUUGUCUCGGUCUGACAGCACUGGCAGAGCGCUACCACUGGAGUCGAUCACAUGGGGGUAACAUGGGAGGUGACAUACAGAAAACAGGCAGGGCAAGGAUGUCAACCAUAUUUCUGUGGAGGAUAGUAAGAUCACAUGGCAAACAGUACAUGAGAGGUAUUUGAAAUGUGACAUGAUGUGAAUGUUUUAGAUGCACAAGUCAGAAAUAAAGUGUUUGUUUGGACCCUAUCUAUCUUGCAUUGAGACUCUGUUUUGUUGUAGAAUAGCAAAGAAUGAAGUGAACUCUACUGUAGCUUGAAGGUAUUUUGUAAUCAUGCAAUACUAAUAAUACAGCUUUGUGUUGAGUAGUAAAUCAAAAAUACUUGUUAUUUAGUUGACAACAAAUCAAAUUUUCGCAAUGACAAUCUAUCCCCUCGGCCUUGUGGAGGAUAGCAGUCUCUCUUAGCUACAACAUCCCAACUUGUGGCAAAGGCCAGUGACGAAUAACAUAUUUUGAACAUCAUGCCAUAUAGAUUUUUAUACUGUAUCAAUCAAAUGUCUUUUAUAAAGCCCUUUUUACAUCAGCAGUUGUCACAAACUUAUUUAUAGAUACCCAGCCUAAAACCCCAAAUACGUUUGAACAUUGUGUUUUAUCCCUAAUGUGGAGCAUUGGAGGUGUCAUGCAUGGCUGGGAAAGAAUACCUUUAGCAGUAUUAUGACGUAGUGCUCCUAAAGGAUAUAAUAUGACAUUUCCACUGUCUGCCAUAUAAUGGUAGUCAUGUAGUAUGUUGUCAUACCGUGUGCCCCAAAACACAACUGCUAAUUUUCCUUGGAAUCUAUGUCUUUGAAGGGGGUGAGGAUAGACUGGUCAGGACAGGCUGGCCAUGAAAGUGGUUUAUAAUCUUCUGCUGUAUCACUACAGGAUAUUCUUUGAUUAUUAUGGUGAGUGUGUGUCUCUCAGGGUCUCCCCACUGUUUUAGCGCAUUUCUCAGAUUCCUGCCCUGUCCCCCUCACACCUGUUUAAACGCCCCUCUGCCUCCUUAAAAGUGUGGCUCGAGCCCAUUCAGGGAGCCUCUGAUUCUGCCUAUGCCACGACUACAGCCCAGAUGAAGGCCCCUACAGCCAGAUUGCCACUCCUCAGUUCCCCUUUUCCAUUGAUGUUAAAACAUUUUUUUACAAAUAAUUUCUGUAGGUGUACAAAUAGGCCUAAUGUUCCCCCUUAGGUGUUUUUAGAUAGUGACUGUUCUCAAAGUGAAGAAUUGAAGGAUGUGGCCCCUUGCCACAUAGCCUGUCAGGUUCAUGGAGGGUAGUGAUUAUCUGUGCUUUCUCAAUGCCCGGCAGAGAACAUGAUGACAAGGUACUGGUAUUUGCCUUAAAGAUCGCAGAGGUACAAUGUAUUUGUCUCUCUUAGUGUGACAGUUAAGUAACGCAAUAUGAGCUCUGACAGCAAUUUAGCAGAAGCUUGUGUGUAGCAUUCUAUACUAAUCUAUCUCAUACAUACUAUUUGAGUUGGCAGUGUCCUAGAGCCCUAGAAUUUGAAUGUGCAAACUGCUAAUGAUGACCUAUAAGGUUGUUCUGUGGUUAUGCUCGGUGUACUUUUAGUGAUGUAGGCCUGCCUCCAACACAAAAGUGUUGUCAUUUGUUAGUAACCUGUGACAAGGCAGUAAAGACUUCUUUUGAUAUCCUUUUUAAGCAUUAUUUACUUGAAACAGAAGUCAACCCUACACCCCCAACCUAAUUAUUGUCUUGCCAAGUAACAGAAGUUUAAACGGAAAACCCCAGCUGUUUUGAGAGAUGGGGUUAAUUUUGCUGUUCAAGCAGGUUUUGUCAAGAAAAUGUCUGUUUUGCUAAUAUUACCCCCUUGGAGUCCAACAUAUGUCUGAACAGAGGUUAACUUGAAAAGGGGUUGAAAAGUUUCAAGUAUUCUGUACUGGGACAUUUUAGAACUCAUUUGGCAUACGUGUGUCAGUUGAUGAUGAUGAUCAUCAUGCAAUACUAUAUUGGUAUACAUAUGACAUGAAGAGAGAGCCUACAAUGUAUCUCGUCUGAAGAGUAUUUCUAGCAGGACCAAAUGCAGCUGUAGUGAGGCCAAAACAUCAAGGGACCCUACCGCCCCAUGCACACUUUCUGCCCUCAGCGGGUGCCUGGCUGUCACGAUUUUACGAGUUGUAAGCCUAUUUCAUUUGAAGUUUCCAUUUGAUCGUUAAUUCCCUCGGGUACACACUUAUUUUAGUGCUUAAUGAGCGCUUUAACCAUGUCCACGUCUCAAGAAGAAACGGAUGGUAGAGGUGCAAGGGGUGGAGUUACUUGGGGUCAAUAGCCAAUGGAAAGCACCCAAAUUAUGAGUGGCAUUGAGUUCAGUAUUUAUGAACUGUAAAGUUGUCUCAAACUGACACUGGACUGUGAAGAGAUACGAGUACAGGCGAGUAAGAAAAUUAUUUGAAAAUUAUCUGCUUCAUAUAAUAUGUGCUUUGAUCAUUAGGCUGGUCAAGAAGCCUGACUAGGUUCAUUCAAUUAAUAUAUUUAUCAUUAUUGUAUAAGGGGAAGUUUGAUUGCAUGCAUCAAUGAUUGAUUGUGGGUCUAAAACAGGAUUUCUUUAAAUUAGUUAAUUGAUGCUGUGGACAUAAGCUGGAGCACCAGAGCCUUUGCCGGAGUGAAGUGGGAAGAUCUUUAUAUUCUAUAUAAAAUGUCACUGCUGCUCAGUCAAGGCGUAACUUGUCAGUUUAGGGUCAUGUGUAAUGUAAUUAAUCUUUUAUAAGGUGGACUGGUGAUUUAAUUGAUUCAUGUGGUAAAUUGAAAGCUUUCUGUGUAGUCUGAUAAAAAUGAAAGGAUAUUUUGAUGUAGGUAGUUUCAAAUGUGAAAGAAACUAGUCCGUUUAUCAUCCAAUGUGCCAAUACAGCUACUAAGUGAACAGCAAGUGUCUGUGUGUUCUAUGAUCAAGGCAGAAGAAAAUAGAAUUCAUACUGUAUUUUACACCAGUCAAGUGUCUGUGUGCUCUAUGAUCAAGGCAGAAGAAAAUAGAAUUCAUACUGUAUUUUACACCAGUCAAGUGUCUGUGUGCUCUAUGAUCAAGGCAGAAGAAAAUAGAAUUCAUACUGUAUUUUACACCAGUCAAGUGUCUGUGUGUUUUCCAGGUGGCAAAGAUGAUUUCUCAGGUUCUCCUGACGGGGACACUAUGUUGUCUACUCCCAGGUUUGCUGGAUGCUACACCUCUGAAGGCUAGAGCUGUGAGGGAGGUCAGCAUCGACUCUGCCCAAGCUCAUGGCUUCCUGUCUCAGUCACGGCCCAAACGGAACGUCGAUCCCAAGUGGCACCGCGGCACGCCUGAUUUCCAGUCCUACUACAAAUUCUACAACAGCAUCGGCCAUAUUGAAGGACUGUACGAGAUUGACAGGAUCAGGAUGCUCUAUCAGCAGAUGCGUCACCUGGAGCAGGUCUAUGGGCCAGACGCCUCAAGCUACCAGAAUGCCCUGGGUGUGAUAACCCCACCACCCACCACCGCAGCUCCUACUACCACCACACUGCCUGCUACCACUCAGCCCCCUCCUACUACCCCAGCACCACUUUCUUUUACUAAGAUUGACAUCCUGUAUCUGUGUAACCACAAAGACCCCCUCUGUAAAGCUCACAUCGUCUACCUGCCUGCAGGGGCCAUCCCGGUCCUCUGUGACCCACGCUACAACCCUGCCUGCAAACCCCAAACUGGUAAGGUGGUCAUUGCUGCUGUACCUAUGGAGCCAGCUCCUGCAGCACCUCUGGAGCCAGCUGUUGAAACACCACCUCCACCUCCACGAUCUCCUAAGAAGUCUCUCCAACCUCCUCGUCCUCCUCCCAUCGUCAUUAAAGGGAUGGAGUAUGACUGUGACCCUUACUGGGACCCUGACUGCCUGAUCGAUCACCCACCUCGCCCUGUCAAGGCGACUGAGCCACUACCACCACUCCAUACUCUCCCCAUUGCUGUGGAAAAGAAGGUGAAGGAAGAAGUUGCUCCUGGGGAGACCAAAACACCUUUUGACCCACGUGAUUUCCGGCGUGACCUCUUUGACCCUUACCGCUAUUCUGACCAAGCCCCUGACCCCCAGUAGACGAUUAAAACAACAGAAAAUGGACUUACAAAUAAAAUGGUAGUGUUAGUUUAUAACAGAAGGUCAGUAAACAAAUACAGGUAGGACUGUGAACAAAACCAUAAAAUGUUUUUUUUUUACACAAUUUCCCCCCAAGUAUGACACUUUUUCACUUCCAUCAGAGAAUAUGGUUUCAGUUUGAGACAAGCCUGAUAAAAUCUUGUAUUCAA